Molecule: messenger RNA, 1728 nt
Organism: Aspergillus thermomutatus
Lineage: Eukaryota; Fungi; Ascomycota; Eurotiomycetes; Eurotiales; Aspergillaceae
Exons: 1
Coding region: 1-1728 (575 amino acids)
Source: RefSeq, a predicted model, not a curated record
AUGGCACACAAUGGCAUUGUUCGGAGUCAUCGGCUUACAAGGCUGAUGAAGCAGAAGCAUCGAACACGCCACGAGGGAGUCGACCCAGCCAGUCGAGCAGGGGAGGAGUCCGCACAAAAGGUCACUCAUGGGUCGUUGAUCUCGAGCAUGAAAAAGGCACAUGUCCUGGACCAUAGUAAGCGUCAUGGGUCGUCGGGGGAGGUAACGCACAACGACUCGGACGAUUCGCUAGAAAAGCGUCAGGAUUCCGCAGUUCCUCCAGGAUCUCAGACGGCGGUGCCGGCCCCGGUCAGCAGUGUCGUCGACGCACCUCCAGACACGACGGCGGCUCUUCCGACGUCCAUAUCGGAUUCUGCUUCCAGUCCAUCAACCGUCUCUGUUCCUGUCGACACACUCCCUGUGGCGGUGCCGUCGACCUCUUCGUUAAAUGAGAUUCCUCCCCCGUCACCUGGCCCGACGUCUUUCACAGCGGACAAUUCAACUACCACAAGCGCUAACGACUUGACGACCAUACCCACCGCUUCUGUUUCUUUCUCAUUGGACAUAUCGGUUUCAAUAUCCGUUUCGGUUCCAACAUCCACCGCUCUCAUUACUUCUGCGAGCAGCACCCAGUCGUCCGCUUUGAUACCUGGCGCUCGAUCCUCGAGUGUUAUAUCGAGCUCGACCCCUAAAGCCACGCCAAAGCCCACUUCGACCAAGAGUACGAUUUCGAGUUCGAGCUCAAGUGCGAGCACCAGCACCGUCAAUGGUACCAGUUCUUACAGUUCAUACGGCGGCACUUCCAGUGACUAUUAUGGGGAUUACUCGACCACUUCCGUCUCAGAGGCCACGACCACUGCAGACUUGUAUAGUACGGGAACGUCGGAUUUCGGAGGCGGAGGUUCAGGCGCAACUGCGACGGGCCAGGCUCCCUCGGCAACCACAUCUUCGUCCUCUGGCGGUGGCUUAGACAGCGUCACUACCAAACGCAUCGUGGGCGGUGUCGUUGGAGGUCUCGCCGGCGCAUUUUUCCUGCUUGGUCUGCUUCUCUUCCUGCUGCGAAGGCGCAAGACGACCAUGUUUCGACCGAAUCGUGGACUCCCAGCGAGCGAUGGGACCGGCGGCACGGCUGGAGAAAGGGGAUCCGUUUCACGCACGGAGAUGGCUUCACGGCGUUCGAGCCGCGACCCGCUGUUCACGGCAUCAUACUUCGCUCCGGCUUUUAUGAAGCGAUGGAGGCAGUCGAAUCAGACGGUGCGGUCUGACGACAGCACCUUCACCUCUACCACCACGAGCGAACGCGGGUUCCAGAAGAUCUCAGGCCGCAAAAUCCCCUCGGUGCUGCAGUCAGGAGGGGAUGGCUACGGUGGCGGGUUUGAUCAGGGAUCUCCGACCGCGUCGGAGCCCAGCAUGAACCUACCACCGGGGUCGCCGGUCCAACCUCGAUCGGUCAUCUCGCAGCCUCCUCCCUCGAUGCCGUACGGAAUGCCACUGGACGUGAGCUACACGCGGGAGGCGGACGAAUCCGAGUCGGUCGUGGUCUUCCGACCGUCUCCGGCCCGGACGCCGGUUGCCAGCUCGACGAACGUCAGCGUGGUGAACGUCCCGGCUGCCUCCCGUGCCAUUCCUCAACCGGGGGGGACAUUAUCCCCCACGAUGCCACAGCGGCCAGAUGUCCUGGGCCGCAGUCACCCAAGCUUCGACGGUAGCCGGGGGAGUCGCUUCACGGAGAGUCUGGACGGAUUGUGA